This is a messenger RNA of Nicrophorus vespilloides, 823 nucleotides long. RefSeq lists its product as uncharacterized. Bases 198 to 755 code for a protein of 185 amino acids. The record is from RefSeq and is a predicted model, not a curated record. NCBI's taxonomy places the organism in Eukaryota, Metazoa, Arthropoda, Insecta, Coleoptera, Silphidae. The transcript has 4 exons.
UAAAUAAAUUUAAAAUUAGUUAUCAAAGAAUUGGAACCAACAUUAUAACGACGACCGAAAAUCCUUUCAGCACCACGUUGUGGCCAGAUCCUCAACCGGGCGAUAAGGUACACAUCACAGUAAAUGUCGCCGGUUAUAAAAAUGAAGAGUACAAGAAGAACCCUUUACAGAAACAGUUUAAAACUGCUGUUUCUGAUAUGGCAACUGAAUACUGCAAGAACAACAAUAUUGAAUUGAAUGCACCAAUAGAUUCAAGCAAUGUCGCAUUGGCUGAGAUGCAAGCAUGCCCAUACAAUUGGCCUCGCAAUGAUGAGUGCGUCGAGAUCAGGUUUGCUGUUUCGGUGAGCGCCAAAAAUAAGUCUCGCGGAUACGAGCUGAAAGCUGGACACUUGGAACAGAUGUGGGAACAUUACGAAGCUCAGUUGAAACCUUACAGGUUUUCCAUUUACAGAUUACCAGAAUAUAGUGAAACGAUGAUUGGCUGGGCCGUUCCAAUGGCUAUAAUCAUCCUAAUUAUUAUCAUUAUAAUAGGAAUACUGUUUAGUAUUAACUACUUCAAAAUCAAAGCGUUUAUUGAAAACAAAAAGGAUAAUAUAGAAGAUGACCCUGAUAACGGAAUGAAUAGUACUUAUGACGGAAUGCAUCCUUGCAAGUUUCAGGAAACGGGCGAUAUUGUCGAAAAUCAAGUUCAUGAAAGAUCAUUUCAUUAUGACAACGUUGUUAACUUAUCGGAUGACUCAGAAACGGAAAUUUAAAUUAUUAAUGAUAAUAAAAAUAUAAACGUUUCUAAACACAAACAAAUUUCAUUCAUCAUAUCUUAAUA